UUACGAUUUUCCAACGGGAAGCAACUGCAAUGGCAGAGCAGUCCCAAUUUUUGGUUUGACAAUUUUCGGGCUUCCUGCACCGAACCUCAGUACCCUUUCCAGGAUGCAUGAGGUACUGACAAUCCAGCUCGGACAAGUUGCCAACUUCGUGGGCACACAAUUCUGGAAUGCACAGAAUGAGUAUUUUGAGUAUGGAGACCAGGCAGCAGAGCCCGAGUUCAACCAUGAUAUUCUUUAUCGUGCUGGCACAAAUCAAAGGGGUAUUGAAACAUAUACUCCUCGAGCACUGAUCUACGAUUUGAAAGGCGGCUUUGGAUCGUUGAAGAAAUACAAUAAGCUCUUUGAACAAGAGUCUGAAACAAAUAAUGAUUCAUGGGGCGAGAAAGUUGAAGAAUAUAAAACCACACAGUAUCCCAAAAACCGAUUUCAACAACAUUUGGAUAAGAUGGACGAGGGCAUUGAGGAACCAAUUGAAAAGGAAUUGGAUCUGGACGACAGCGUCAAAGUAUGGUCGGACUUCAACAGCACCUACUACCAUCCAAAUACCUUCAAUCAAAUCAAUAGCUAUCAGAUGGGUAACUCCAUCCAACCAUUUGAUACGUAUAACACAGGAUGUCAGGCCUAUGAUGAAAAUGAGAAGGAAACGGAUAGCUUCGAUGAAACUUUUCGAUUCUUCACCGAAGAGUGUGAUCAGUUACAGGGAUUCCAAAUUAUGACCUCUGUGCACGAUGGCUUUGGAGGAUUUACCUGUGGGCUAUUGGAAAAUAUACGAGACGAGUAUCCCAAAGCAUCCAUUUUGACGUACGGUAUAAGCAAUAUACAGCAAUCAUCAACGCAGAGGAAUAUACAAAGGCGAAAUCUCAACAUGACCAUGUCAGCGGCUUCAUUAUCCGAGUAUUCAUCGCUGUAUGUUCCUAUUCAGUUGCCUGACGCUGCUGACUUGAACCGACCAUGGACUCGAUAUCUUUCCUACCAGCCACAUCUCCUCUACCAAACCAGCGCCAUAGUUGCAGCGGCUAUAGAAUCGGCUUCUAUCCCUUGGCGCUUGAAGAAGCGGACAGCACUUAUGUCCGAAGUCAUCGGUGCGGUCAAUUGGCAGGGGAAUCAUAACAUUGCGUCUUUGGGAACAUGUUUCCCACUGGAUAUUGUACAAGGAAAGCAAUACACAAGCGUAGAUCGAAAUCUCCCGAUUGAAGCUGGUCGAUUUAGCACAAUUAAAAACUUUACGGUAGACGAUGCAAAGAAAGAAGACGAAAUUUUUGGAGAAUCUACCGUACUGCGGGGAACUCCAGAUAUUGGAUCACGAACCAACAGAGAUAAAUUUAUCGAAGACACUUUUGAGCGCUUAAGCGGUGCCGACGCACCGUAUAAGCAAAGGUAUUCAUUUCCCACCCUGACGCGUAGUGUGUUUGCAUGAAAUCAUAAACUGAAUUUGGAUCAACAGAACGGUAGCCAGCACUGGUGUACCCUUACCACUAUCGUUCCCCAAUAUCAUAACAUCUAACUAUAAUGGCUACAUAUUGAGCAACGAAGAGUCACUGACACCUAAGAAGUUCGUGUCGGGUCUCUCUCAACUAAGUGUAGGUACUCACAUGUACUCAUACUUUGAGAAACAGCAGCAU
Molecule: messenger RNA, 1622 nt
Organism: Umbelopsis ramanniana AG
Lineage: Eukaryota; Fungi; Mucoromycota; Umbelopsidomycetes; Umbelopsidales; Umbelopsidaceae
Exons: 12
Coding region: 104-1417 (437 amino acids)
Biological process (GO): mitochondrion distribution
Cellular component (GO): cytoplasm
Source: RefSeq, a predicted model, not a curated record